This is a messenger RNA of Phytophthora nicotianae INRA-310, 249 nucleotides long. RefSeq lists its product as hypothetical. The coding region runs from base 1 to 249 and encodes 82 amino acids. NCBI's taxonomy places the organism in Eukaryota, Oomycota, Peronosporomycetes, Peronosporales, Peronosporaceae. The transcript has a single exon. The record is from RefSeq and is a predicted model, not a curated record.
AUGGACACCACCCUGGUCACCCCGGAGAACGACCUGGCCUUUAACCUGACCAUCAACCUGGUCAAUAACCUGGAAUCUAUCCUGGAUAUCAUCCUGGGCAGUAACCUGGUUAUUGACCUGGUUGGUGUCCUAAAUUUCUGUCUCGAGAGCUUGGCGGAGAGCGUACCGAUUGGUCCUGUGCGUACAAUCCACCAGCACAAUUUCAGGGAAGCGAAGGAACAGUCGACGCAUGUGGCUUGUUGUCAAUGA